Messenger RNA from Pistacia vera, 609 nucleotides. Its product is annotated as secreted RxLR effector protein 161-like. Bases 1 to 609 code for a protein of 202 amino acids. NCBI's taxonomy places the organism in Eukaryota, Viridiplantae, Streptophyta, Magnoliopsida, Sapindales, Anacardiaceae. The transcript has a single exon. The record is from RefSeq and is a predicted model, not a curated record.
AUGGACCUACCAUUUGUUCCAACUAUGAAGUUAUCAAAUAGUGAUGAGGCUAAGAAAGUUGAUGAAGGAUUUUAUAGGAGCUUGAUUGGUUGCCUAUUGUACUUGACAGCAACCAGACCAGACAUAAUGUAUGCCACAAGUUUGCUGUCCAGAUUUAUGAGUCAACCAACUGAGACUCAUUUCAAGAUUGCAAAAAGGGUGCUGAGAUAUGUAAAGGGCAGCACUGACUUUGGGGUAUGGUUCAAGAGAUCAAAAGACUUCAAAUUGGUUGGUUUUUCUGACAAUGACUGGGUUGGUUCAACAGAUGACAUGAGGAGCACUUUAGGGUAUGCAUUUUUUCUAAAUUGUGGUGCAAUUUACUGGCUUUCCAAAAAACAAGAAACCGUAGCUCAAUCCACAGCAGAAGCAGAGUAUUUUUCAGCUGCUAUUGCUAUGAAUCAAGCCAUUUGGCUGAGAAAGAUUCUUGAAGAUUUGAAGCUGAAGCAGGUCAAGCCUAUUGCCAUCAUGUGUGACAACCAAUUUGCUGUAGCAAUGGCCAAAAAUCCAGUGCAUCAUGGACGUACAAAGCACAUAAAAAUUAAGUUUCAUGCAGUGAGAGAGGCUGAGUAA